Vigna angularis (adzuki bean) is the source of this 1101-nucleotide messenger RNA. Its product is annotated as gamma-interferon-responsive lysosomal thiol protein. Gene Ontology annotation, molecular function: oxidoreductase activity, acting on a sulfur group of donors, disulfide as acceptor. NCBI's taxonomy places the organism in Eukaryota, Viridiplantae, Streptophyta, Magnoliopsida, Fabales, Fabaceae. The record is from RefSeq and is a predicted model, not a curated record.
CGACAAGAGAGGAGAGGGAAGAAGAUACCUUUCUUCCACAACCUAUGAAUCACACAAAACAACACAAAAGAACACAAACACAACACAACAACUACUAAACAAAAACCUUUGAUUCUUAAGAAACACAACACAUGAAAAUGCAUCCUUCUGUUCAUUCUUUUCGUCGCUCAUUCUUCUUCUGUUGCUUCCUCCUCCUUUCUCUUUUUCUUCUGCUCUUGCUCUUGGUGCCACCUUCUUCUUCAUCAUCUUCUUCUUCUGCCCCAAAUGAAAAGGUAACUGUGUCACUCUACUAUGAGAGUUUAUGCCCCUAUUGUGCUGAUUUCAUUGUGAACCGUCUUGUGAGGAUCUUCCAAACGGAUCUUAUCUCCAUUAUCAACCUCAGAUUGGUCCCUUGGGGCAAUGCUUGGAUUGCACCUGAUGCUUCUGUCAUUUGUCAGCAUGGAGAGGAUGAAUGCUUCCUAAACACGAUCCAGGCCUGCACUAUUACAAUCUAUCCUGACGUGAUGCAACAUUUCAGAUUUAUUGAGUGUUUGGAGCGUCUGAGUUUAGAAGGGAGACACAGGCAAUGGAUGAACUGCUUCCAAAUGACUGGUUUGGGCACAUCACCUAUUGAUUGCUACACAAGUGGCAACGGGAAAACUAUUCACCUAAAGUAUGGAAAGGAAACAUCUGAGCUUAAACCACCCCAUAGAUUUGUUCCAUGGGUGGUUGUGAACAACCAAGCACUCCAAGAGGACUACAGAAAUUUUGAGACCUAUAUUUGUAGGGCUUACAAAGGCAAAGUGAAGCCAAAUGCUUGUAGAUCAUCAUCCCUUACAGCAAGAACUUAUGAUGAGUCAAACGAAAAAGACAAUAAUUUCUUUAUACCUGUUUGCUAUGCAGAUGAAGCAAAAAAUCUGACCUACACUUUGGCAACGAGAUUAAGCAGUAAAUCACCAUUAAAAUUAGGUGGGAAUGUACUUUUAGUGUGGUUAUUCAUGUGGAUGUAUGAAGGUUUUAUACUUUGGAAAUAAGCUUAAGCUUCUUCUGACUAAUCUAUAACUUGAAUUAUGGAAGUGUAAAUUAUUAUAAUAAGAUACUAGAAGGUGCAGAUUUGUUUCA